Messenger RNA from Python bivittatus (Burmese python), 4466 nucleotides. Lineage: Eukaryota; Metazoa; Chordata; Lepidosauria; Squamata; Pythonidae. The record is from RefSeq and is a predicted model, not a curated record.
AGCAUGCUCUUAAUCACCUACUGUGGGCUUAAACUCGUGGAGAGAGUAGGCCAGGCCUCUCUGAAGCCUUGCAUGAAAAUCCCCAAGGCCAGCGCAGAUAGGCUUCGGAGAUCUUCUAGGGGACCAGAAGUGUUCAAAAUGGACAGCUUCCUGCUUUCGAGGGGGAAAACCCUGUGCAGUGUGAGAUGCUAGUUUGCCUAAGCAUGUUUACAUUGAACAAGCUCUGAUGAGUAAGGGAGAGACCAGAAGAGAUAGCUGCAUGAAGACGGAGCUGUUGAAAGACAUCACCAACAAUAAGGAAGAAGGAUUUAAUGCUAUGGCAGCUGGUGAUGGUGCCAUAGACAAGCAAGUUGGGGAACUGAAGAUGGCUCCCGACGGCGAGACCAAUGGCUCCUGUGAGUGCAAUGAAUUCAAGGGCCACCCCGGUGUAGCCAAGAACACUCAGGACAAUGCAAAAGUGAGCCAAGGGGACGCCGUGGCAAAACUGAACAGGAUAGCUGAAAACGGCUUUUCCGAGAGAGACGGGGAUGCUGGGAAGCCAAACCACCUCAAAGCAAAUGACUUCACCCAGACCACGGUUACGGGGAGCAAUGGGUACAUUUUGCCCAAGCAGAUGGCUCAGGACCUUUCAGUCAGGACUUCUAGCAGCGCUUUUGGCUCCCUCCCUGGCCACGCCGCCAAGACGCUUCCCACGGGAGGAAGCAAGGGGAGAACUCUGAGCCCUUUUACCCAGGCGCAGGCCGCUCUCCCAGCCAAGCUUGGGGACGGGGGCGGCAAAGACACGGAGGCUAGAAAAACAGCCAGUAUCAAGGUCCACCGAGCUCGGAAGACGAUGCCCAAGUCUCCCUCCCACCUGCAUACCAAUAAAGACCCCAAAGAAACAAGAACGCAUAAGGAAGAUGGCAGCAAAGCGGUUCUGGAAUUUGGAAAAACCCCAUCCUUGCCCUCCAUCCCUGGCCUUCACUCAUCUCUACCUCAGAAUCAGAGCUACGUGGCCGCCUCAAAAUCACAGACAGCUACUUCAGUAUCUCGAAAGAAGAAACGGAGAAUGGGAACGUAUAGCCUGGUUCCCAAGAAAAAGACCAAAGUUUUAAAGCAGAGGACUGUGAUUGAGAUGUUCAAAAGCAUCACUCAUUCUCCAGGUGGCAAGGUUGAGAAGGAUGAUGGCAGUCCACAUGUGAAUGGGGAAAGAUUGGAUGUUGAUUCCGAAGAAGAUGAUUCGGAUGAACUGGAGGAAGAUGAUGAACGUGGGACAGAUCAGACAGCUACCUUUCCUGUGGAGGAGAACAGAACUGCUAAGGAGAGAGAUGCUGUGGAUGUUAGCAAUACCAGAAAGGUGUUGCAUUCUCUGUUUUCACUUGAUCUUCUUUGGCUGUCGCAGAUGGAUGACGGAGAGUCCGAGGAGGAGCAAGAUUCUGCAGACUCUGUCGAAGAAGAGGAAGACGGUGAUGAAUCGGACUUGGCCUCAGCAGGGGUCUGCUCUUGGUUGCCAGGUGCCAAGACCAAGGCGCGGUCCAGACAGGCAUGGCCAGAGCUGGAAGAAGCAGGACAGAAGCAGGCACGUAGCCCAGACAGACCCUGUCCCGGGCCAAGUUCUGCAGGAGGCAAGAGCUCUGAAUCCAGUCUCAAGAAGAAAAUGAUGAAACGGAAAGGGAAAGCAGAGAGUCCCUGGUUGAAACCCACCCGGAAAAGGAGGCGGAGAAAUAAAAAGAAGAAAGCCAACAUCUUAGGUUCUGAAUCUUACAAGCCCCCUUUGGGGAGCGAAGAAGGAGCUGGGCAGGAGAACAACAUGGAAUACAUGGAGGUGCCUCUGCAUUCCCUGGAUCUGCGAGUAAAGGGAGUUCUGUCUUCGCAAUCAGAAGGUCUUUCCAAUGGUCCUGGAGCAAUGGAAUCAGACAGUCUUCAGGAAGUGCCUCUCUGCAGCUGCCGCAUGGAAACUCCCAAAAGCCGGGAGAUCACCACGCUAGCCAAUAACCAGUGCAUGGCCACAGAGAGCGUGGAUAAGGAGCUGAGCCGAUGCACCAACCGCGUGCUGAAAUACGAGCUGAUGCGUGCAUCUAACAAAGUCCAGCUCUUGGUGCUGUGCGAGGACCACAGAGGGAGGAUGGUAAAACAUCAGUGUUGCCCAGGCUGUGGUUUCUUCUGUGUGGCGGGCACUUUCAUGGAGUGCCAGCCAGAAAGCAGCAUCUCUCACCGGUUCCACAAGGACUGCACUUCCCAUGUCAAAGGCAUGAGCUACUGUCCCCAUUGUGGGGAGGAGGCCUCCAAGGCGAAAGAAGUAACGGUGGCCAAGGCGGACACCACCUCCACCCUCCUGCUGACCUUCGAGCAGAAGAAACCAGGUGCUUUAGAAGGAAAGGCUGACACGACCACUGGAAGUUUCAGUGGGCCUGGAACCCAGCAACCUGAAGAAGGCAGGUCUGAGAGCUUGUCCACCGAGGUGUUUGAUUUGGCUGGGACAUCUACAUUUCCUAAGCCAGCCCCGACUGGUUUAUCCCAAGGGCCUGUUAAAGAAACGUUGGAGAGCGCCUUGAUUGCCCUGGAUUCAGAAAAACCCAAGAAAUUACGGUUUCACUCGAAGCAGCUGUACUUCUCAGCCAGGCAGGGGGAGCUUCAGAAAGUCCUCCUUAUGCUGGUGGACGGGAUCGACCCCAACUUCAAAAUGGAGCACCAGAGUAAAAGAACACCUCUUCAUGCAGCGGCCGAGUCGGGACAUGUGGACAUUUGCCACAUGCUGCUUCAGGCUGGCGCUAACAUAGACACCUGUUCUCAGGACCAGAGGACUCCCCUUAUGGAAGCAGCAGAGAAUAACCAUCUGGAAACUGUGAAAUACCUCAUUAAGGCUGGAGCAUUGGUAGACCCCAAGGAUGCUGAAGGAUCCACCUGUUUGCACCUGGCGGCCAAGAAGGGCCAUUACGACGUGGUGCAGUACCUCCUAUCCAAUGAACAAAUGGACGUCAACUGUCAAGAUGACGGAGGCUGGACGCCAAUGAUAUGGGCUACGGAGUACAAACACGUGGAGCUGGUGAAGCUGCUGUUGGCCAAAGGCUCUGACAUCAACAUCCGAGAUAAUGAGCAGAAUAUUUGUUUACACUGGGCUGCUUUCUCCGGGUGCGUCGACAUUGCCGAGAUUCUCCUGGCUGCUAAAUGCGACUUGCACGCGGUGAACAUUCAUGGAGAUUCUCCUUUGCACAUUGCAGCCCGGGAGAACCGCUAUGAGUGUGUCGUACUGUUUCUGUCCCGCGGCUCGGACGUCGCCCUGAAAAACAAGGAGGGCGAGACGCCGCUGCAGUGCUCGAGUCUCAACUCCCAAGUCUGGGUCACUUUGCAGAUGAACAAGACACUGAAAGAAUCCGCUCCAGAGAAACCCACCCAGGUGGAGAAGAUAUUGAGCAGAGACAUCGCCCGGGGUUAUGAGCGAAUCCCAAUUCCGUGCAUCAAUUCUGUAGACAGCGAGCCGUGCCCUGUCAACUACAAAUACAUUUCCCAGAACUGCGUGACAUCCCCCAUGAACGUGGACAGGAACAUCACUCAUUUGCAGUACUGUGUGUGCAUAGAUGACUGUUCCUCCAGUAAAUGCAUGUGUGGACAGCUUAGUAUGCGCUGCUGGUAUGACCGGGAUGGACGGCUCCUGCCAGAAUUCAACACAGCUGAGCCACCGCUAAUCUUCGAGUGCAACCAUGCCUGUUCCUGUUGGAGGACCUGCCGGAAUCGGGUGGUGCAAAACGGCCUCCGGGCGAGGUUACAACUUUUCCGGACGAGGAAGAUGGGCUGGGGCGUGAGGACGAUGCAAGACAUUCCGCUGGGAACCUUUGUGUGCGAAUACGUUGGAGAGCUGAUUUCUGACUCAGAAGCAAAUGUACGUGAAGAAGAUUGCUAUCUUUUCGACCUUGGCAACAAGGACCGGGAUGUCUACUGCAUCGAUGCUCGCUUCUACGGCAACGUCAGCCGCUUCAUCAACCACUUUUGCGAACCUAAUCUCAUUGCCGUGCGAGUCUUCAUGUCCCACCAGGAUCUGCGCUUCCCCAGAAUUGCCUUCUUCAGCAGCAGACACAUACAGGCGGGAGAAGAAAUCGGGUUCGACUACGGCGAGAGGUUCUGGAACAUCAAGGCCAAGUAUUUCAGCUGUCUCUGCAGCUCGCCGAAAUGCAGGCACUCCAGUGCCGUCCUGGCUCAGCGGCAGGCCAGCGCUGCCUCCUUUCAGGAGGCCCCAGAGAACAGACUCCCCGACACCAGUUCGGCAGCCUUGGCGUCCCCCCCUGCCUUUGGAGGGCUUCCCUGAAGAGCCCGUCCCCACCCAAGCCAAGGCCAAGCCACCGGUGGCGUGACGGUGAUGGUUUUCCUUUGUUUUGUUCUGCCCUCUCCCUUUCCAGCAAGGCCAAACCCUCCGGCGCGUCCGCCAUAAUGGUUCCCCGGGGCGUGGAUGGCGGCGUCGCGCCCGGCCUCCCUCCGCCUCGCGGCGCGGG